Molecule: messenger RNA, 936 nt
Organism: Torulaspora globosa
Lineage: Eukaryota; Fungi; Ascomycota; Saccharomycetes; Saccharomycetales; Saccharomycetaceae
Product: cytochrome b5 reductase family protein
Exons: 1
Coding region: 1-936 (311 amino acids)
Cellular component (GO): plasma membrane; endoplasmic reticulum
Molecular function (GO): oxidoreductase activity
Source: RefSeq, a predicted model, not a curated record
AUGUCUGUUCAAAAAGAGGAGCCAAACAUUUUGGACAAUCCAUUACAUGGUAUCUUCAUUCCCUCCGGUCUACUUUUGCUAGGAAUAGCUGUGACGACUUACCAAUCCGGUGAAAAAAGGCUUCUGCUUGUGAUUCCAUUGGCGUUGGCUUUCCUACUGCAUAGAGCGUACGGAGCACAUAAGCGUAGGGUCUCCAUAACGCCUGAUAAGUGGUCUGCUUUGGAAUUGGAAGACCAAACAGUCGUGUCGAAGAAUACUGCUAUUUACCGCUUCAAAUUGAAGACUUCAUUUGAGACCUUAGAUCUUCCCCCUGGACGUCAUCUGGCUGUCAAGAUACCUAUUGAUGGAGCUGAUGAGAUUAGAUUCUAUACGCCCAUUUCGCCAAGGUUUGCCCAAGGUUACUUUGAUCUUUUGGUUAAAUCUUAUGCCGAUGGUAAGGUUUCCAAGUAUUUCGCGGGCCUGAGGCAGGGCCAAACCGUUGAAUUUAGAGGUCCCGUUGGCACUUUCAAUUACGAGGCCAAUACCACUAAAGUUAUUGGAAUCGUUGCUGGUGGUUCCGGCAUUACUCCUAUCCUUCAGGUGUUGAAUGAGGUUAUAACUGUUCCGGAAGACCUAACCAAGAUAUCACUUAUCUAUGCCAAUGAGACUCCGAACGAUAUUCUCUUGAAGGAUGAACUAGAUGAAAUGGCAGAAAAGUAUCCAAAUUUCGAGGUUCACUAUACCGUGAGAAAGCCAAACGAUAAGUGGGAAGGUCCUAUUGGCCAGGUCACUGAAGAGAUGAUGCGUGCUUGCUUGCCAGGACCUGCUGAAGAUCACCGUCUGCUAAUCUGUGGUCCGGAGGGAAUGAACAAGGCUGUAACUCAGUAUGCAGUUAAUCUAGGCUGGAAAUUCUCUGGCCAGGACUGUAAAGGGGAUGACCAAGUUUUCGUCUUCUGA